Lactuca sativa (garden lettuce) is the source of this 1186-nucleotide messenger RNA. RefSeq lists its product as uncharacterized. NCBI's taxonomy places the organism in Eukaryota, Viridiplantae, Streptophyta, Magnoliopsida, Asterales, Asteraceae. The record is from RefSeq and is a predicted model, not a curated record.
UUUAUUCUGUUGUGAUUGAUAGUCUUCCCUCUGACGCCAAUAGUUGCCGACGACCAAGACAAAAGUUAAAUCGAACUAGAGAGCAGUUCCAGAUUCUGGCGUGGUGACGAAUCGAUACCUUGCUUCUAAUGCAUAAAUCAGUGAUCUCAUAGACGAUCCAAAACCAGUUCGAUUAGUAGGGGUCUUAGGGUUUUCAUCUGAGCGUGUGUCAUGGAUUUCCAGAAGAAGAGAAUCCAAUUUCUUAGUUUUAUUGUUGGCGUUAUCGUCCUCAGUUUCACAGCUGAAAAAUGCAGACAAAUGGUUGGAGAAACGGGAUCAUCCCAAAGUGGAAAGUUCACCAUCUUCAACUGUUUAGAUGGGGGUUCAGGAACAUUAGCAUGCAUAGUAAAAGAAAGUGUAAAGCUUUACACAUACAACAUCAGAACACUUCAUGUUGAAGUAGCAAGAAACAAAGCAAUCGAAGCAUCACUAGCAGAUGCAAUUUCACAAGGCAUGGAAGCCAAAGCUGCUGCAAAACAAGCCCAAAAAGAUGGAGCCAAAGCUGCAAAAAUGGCGACCCGGAAAGCUAAACGGAUCAUAGGCCCGAUUAUUUCAUCCGGGUGGGAUUUCUUUGAAGCCAUUUAUUAUGGAGGAACUGUGACUGAAGGGUUUCUCAGGGGUACAGGAACAUUGUUUGGGACUUAUUUUGUUGGGUAUUUAGGGGAAGAAAGGUUUGGGCGAUUUGGGUAUUUGGUUGGAAGUCAAUUUGGAAGUUGGAUUGGUGGAAGGAUUGGGCUUAUGGUUUAUGAUAUUGCUAAUGGUGUUCAUUUCUUGCUUGGGUUUGGUCAAUUUGAGGAGAAUGUUGGUCAACGGGAGGAGAAUGUUGGUCAAAUGGAGGAAAUUGUUGGUCAACUGGAGGAAAGUGUUAGUGAAAAUGGGUAUGGGGGUUCGUUUCUUGAAAUGGUCAUGGGUUAUGUGGGUUCGUAUUUGUCUGAAGAAUCUCAAGUGUCUGAGGAGGCUGAUGUUUUUGAAGCUCCGGUUUAUGAUAGCUUUGAGUCAACUGAAGAACUUUGAUAAAGUAAUUGUACUUUUAUUGGUUCUAUGUAUGUGUAGAAGCAUUGGAACAGUUAUUGCAACUUGUUAAUAUGCAACUGGUUGUGUAUGGAGUGGCAUAAGUUUUUAAAAUUCUAGAUACAUUAACUGCUUA